Molecule: messenger RNA, 2991 nt
Organism: Xyrauchen texanus (razorback sucker)
Lineage: Eukaryota; Metazoa; Chordata; Actinopteri; Cypriniformes; Catostomidae
Gene: kcnj13
Product: potassium inwardly rectifying channel subfamily J member 13
Exons: 3
Coding region: 595-1674 (359 amino acids)
Biological process (GO): potassium ion import across plasma membrane; regulation of monoatomic ion transmembrane transport
Cellular component (GO): plasma membrane
Molecular function (GO): inward rectifier potassium channel activity
Source: RefSeq, a predicted model, not a curated record
AAAACAUACAGUGACACUUAAAUUUGACAAAAUCAGUGUGUUUCGUCCUUAACUGAAAGAGAAACAAUAGAAAAGUUGUCAAACCGGCUUUGAGAAGAUGGGUCAAAAAGGCAAGCUGCUGUUCUUUUCAGCACGCACGCACACACACACACACACACACACACACUCUCUUUCUCUCUCUCGCUCUCUCUCUCUCUCUCUUUCUUUCUUACACACACACUCUCUCGCUCACUCUCUCUCUCUCUCUCUCUCACACACACACACACACACACACACACACACACACACACACACACACACAGAAGUGACUCUAGGUGUUCUCCUCCUCUUUCAAGCAUUCCUAAUUGGCCACAUGCUGAGUAAUGUGACCAAUGAGCUGCAGUUGAAUGUGUGUUAGAAGGCUCAAAAGUUCUUCAGUGCAUCUGACUCUUUUGGUGUCUCAUAUACAGAAGGCUGGAUAUCCAAGGCUCCUUAUACUCUAGAACCCUCUGCAACAUCUUCAGAAGGUCUCAAGCCACGUCAAAGCACUGAAGAAUCCACAAUAAACCUCAAGCAGCAUCACUUGGUGCCAAUUUGUCGCCAGUUCCCAUCACCAUGACAAGCACUACCAGUGACGAAAAAGCCACCUCUUGCCCCCUGAUGGCCAAAUCUUCUCGCCAGCGACUGGUCAGCAAGGAUGGGCGAAGCCUGAUGCGAACCAAUGCAGGGCACAGAGAGACGUGUUUGGGUGCCCUGCGGGAUAUGUGGGGGACCUGGCUGGCACUGCGGUGGCGAUGGGUGGUGCUGGCAUUCUGCAGCUCCUUCCUGCUUCACUGGCUGGUGUUUGCAGUGCUCUGGUACCUGCUCGCCCGUCUCAAUGGGGACCUGGAUGUGCCUGACCAUGACAACCCACCACCCGGCCACAUACUGUGUGUUAAACAUGUCAAUGGCUUCACCGCCGCAUUUUCUUUUGCCCUCGAGACACAGCUGACCAUCGGGUACGGCACCAUGUACCCCGUCGCUGACUGUCCAUUAGCCAUUGCAUUGCUUGCCCUGCAGAUGCUGCUGGGCCUGAUGCUGGAAGCCUUCAUCACUGGUGCAUUUGUAGCUAAGUUCUCUCGACCUCAAAAGCGCUGUGGUGGGAUCCUGUUCAGUCCCCAGGCCUUAGUGUGCGAGGUCAAAGGUCAACGCUGCUUGAUGUUCCGCGUGUGUAACCUGCUUCCGAGGCCACUGGUAGAUGUGUGUGUGAGUGCUGUUCUCUACGAAGAACGUGACCAUCACAUACACCAAACCGCAAUGGAUUUCACAGUGGAUGACCUGGGGUCACGUCCUUGCCCAAUUUUCCUGUCACCUCUGACCUUUUAUCACCCCCUAACUCCAUCAAGUCCCUUAAACAGCGCCUUUCCUCCAGCCAGCCAAUCACACUUCGAGUUAGUGGUGUUCCUCUCCGCCUCUCAGGAGAGCACAGGCUCCGCCUACCAUAAGAGGACAUCAUAUCUGCCAGAAGAGAUCCAAUAUGGGAGCUGCUUUACCAAGGCGACUACUCUGCACAGAAAAGGGCGAAGCAAAACCGAAAGUAUGCUCUAUUUUGAAACACUGCCCUGCCCACUCCCAAACACACACUCCAUUGACGCAAUAGAGAAAGACAAUGUGGUGGUCCAAAUAAAUGGGGAGGGCAGUGAUCAAGUCGAGUAGCACUGGUUGUAUAUGGAUGGUUAAGUAAAUCUUGACUAGAAAUAUUCUCAGUUCAUAAAAUGGGCAUUUCAUUUCACACUAACAACCUCCAGCCUCAUAUCCCAAAAGACAACCUCAGAUAGCUAUAAUCUGACACAGAAACUUAGUCAGAUAUAAAUCCAGUCCAUCACAACCACUUUGCUGCUACGGACAUAAUGGUCUACACUUGCAUCUUCUUCAACUGCUCAAAAUACCGUAACAUACGGUAGCAACACAAAUUAAUGACAAUCGUUUGAGAUGAUAGAAGUUGAUUUUCAUCCAACAUUUUCACGAGAAACUCCAAUUUUCACAAGUUUCAAACCAUCUUCACGCUAAAUCUACUGAACAGUGACACCACAACGCCUGAGACAGGUCAUCACGUUUGAGCCCUUUUUAUUCGGACACUGCAAGGCCCUUCUCAGUUCAAGGCUACAGGACAUUGUUGGCGCCCUCUGCCAACUUUGCUAACAUUACAUGUCUGCAUCUGUGAAUCAGUGAGUGCGUUUGAGUUAUUAUAGCUCUAUACAGACUGGUUGCCUCCUUGUCCAUGAAGUAUUUCUUUAUCAAAAUGUACAAAAUAUUAAAGGGACAGUUCACCCAAAUAUUUAAAUUCUGUUAUCACUUAAACCUCAUGUCAUUUUAAAUCUGUAUGUUUUGAGAGUUUUUUCUCUCUUACAUAGAACACAAAAGCAGAUAUUUUGCAGAAUGUCUAGGCUGCUCUUUUUCAGACAACUGAAGUCAAUGGUCAUUCAUUAUUAUUCAUAAUUUCAUACGUUUUAAGUGAACUACCCCUUGAAAGUGUUUUAACACCUUAAAUAAGUGCCUAAUAACAAUUCUUUGACAAGCUUGAAAAGGCUUUUGGGAAGAGAAGUCACAUACUGGAUUAAACAGAGGCAAACAGGCAGAUGAACAAUUAUGUAAAUAAAUAAUGUAUAUUAGAUCAUUUACUAGAUUAUUUGGGGGAAAAGAAAAAUCUCAAUAUUACCAGUGCAAUCUGAUUUAUGAAAAAAUAGAGAAUCAGCACUGUUUGAUUGGUGGCAUAACACUGUAUGAUUUUUAUUUUAGAUGAUUAUAUAGCUAUAUAGCACAUGUAGCACAUUAAUGUACUGUCCAUAAUGUCAAUCAGGAAAGGCUGAUUGUUUUCACUUUAUUAUUAUAUGUAUAAACAUGCAGUAUAUGAUUUAAAACAAACAUCUGGAAGAUAAUUCUCUGCAGACAGGCAAUUUACUAUAUUAAUAUAUUAAUUUCCAUCAAACUGCAUUGAGUGGCCUUUUGAAAUACCUUUAUUUUAGAACUGGA